This is a messenger RNA of Stereum hirsutum FP-91666 SS1, 2235 nucleotides long. RefSeq lists its product as uncharacterized. The transcript is spliced from 12 exons. Gene Ontology annotation, molecular function: ATP hydrolysis activity; chromatin binding; histone binding. Gene Ontology annotation, biological process: negative regulation of transcription by RNA polymerase II; chromatin remodeling. The record is from RefSeq and is a predicted model, not a curated record. The coding region runs from base 1 to 2235 and encodes 744 amino acids. Gene Ontology annotation, cellular component: nucleus; chromatin. NCBI's taxonomy places the organism in Eukaryota, Fungi, Basidiomycota, Agaricomycetes, Russulales, Stereaceae.
AUGGCCGUACACGACAGUGACGAAGAGACUGCCUCAGAAGCUUCGUAUGGAAAUGAAAGGAGUGGCCUCAGCAUCAGUCACAGCCAGGGAGAACCAGAUCCAAAGUGUAUCCGACCUUUCCACCAGUUGAUCGCCAAGCCUCUUGUUCAUGAGCAUUUCUUCGUUUUGGUAGCUCAUGCUCUCAGGUUAUCACGUUUAGAUGACCGUACCAGCGACGACUCGAACUCGGACGAUCUAUAUGGUGGAGCACCCCUACGCGAACGCUCAAUACCACCGGAUCUAUGGCCAAGAACACCCUCUCCAGUACCUACUUCCAUCAAUCCUGUAUCACCUGGGCUUUCCGGACAUGAGCGUGAGGACGAGCGGAAUUUGAUGUCAAGUAAGAGGACGAGUGUUCCGAAGGUUGCUCCAACAGAAGUGGCAAACGAUGAAGAGAGCGAUGAGGAAGAAGCCUGUUUGGAAAUUCCCAGUGCGUCAUCAGACACACACCGCUACAGACUACCUACUACCGUGUUAUCUGUCCACAUGCCUGGGCCAUACUCGGAUGAGGUGGAAGGAGAUGUUCCAGCUAUGGAUGCCAAGAUGCUUGACGAGUGGAGGGAGCGUGAGGACAGGCUGUUGACUGUUGAUGACAUGAACAAUGUUGUCUCUGCUCUCAUCAAGUGGGAUGGCUUAAAUUACGAAUCAGCGACAUGGGUUGUGCCUCCCCACUCUGGAGAACCGAGUUACCCUAGCUAUGUCUGUGCAUUCACAAAAUUUGUGGAGUCUCAGUCUGUGCACGUCAGCAAAAUGUCGAUAACACAUGCCGCCAUCUACGAUGCUCGACCAAAGGGUGGGUUCAUGCAAAAAUAUGUCUUUCGGGAUGGCAUGCAACCAGACCUGGGUCAAAGCCCGGAUUUGAAGCUCACAGAACCUGAGAUGGACCAAUUGAACUCCCUAUGUGAUAAGUGGUUUGACCUUCAACCAUGUAUUUUUCCUCAUAAUCGGGUGCCUCAAAAGACUAUCUCCACUUUCAUAGGGCAUAUAGUCAAGACGUGGGGUUCUAGCCCUGUUCUUAUCAUAGCACUGGACUCCGCCAUUGUGCAUUGGCUGGAGACAUUUGCUCAAUGGGCACCUAACCUUCGUGUCAUUCCCUUUGUCGGCAGCCAACAGGGUCUAGAAUUAAUCAAAACAUAUGAAAUACAGCACACAAAGCCUAUUCCUAGCACAACCGGUCUCAAGUUUCAUGUUCUAGUUACCACACAUGACAUUGCAAUUUCAGAGACAUUUACCCCGAUUGCCCAAAAUGUGGCCCGCUGGGAGGUCUUAAUUAUGGAUCAUGUCCCGAAUGACGACAACAUUAUCAAAAGGGUGAAGACACUAAAAGCAUUCCAUUGUGUGACCUUGACAGAAGUCUCGAAUCCAUCACAGCAGCCACCGGAAAGUUCCACCCCCAUCGAUAUGACUAUUGGCAUGCUCCCUCGAAAGCAACCCAAGAUGGGCAGGGAGAAGCGAAGAGUGAAGGAUUCCCGGAAGACUUCCAGUCAGUGCACUACGGAGGAGGACGAGAUUUUGCCAUGGGGUGGAGCCUCGAGUAAAUUGAUAGACAACAAAGAACAGGACGGACGAAGGCGUCGCACGUUGGCCCCUACUUCAUCCGAGUCGUCAGUGUCACCAUCGGCAACCUCAGCCCCUGCAUCGACAUCCCUUGUCCGUCCCUCGAUCAAGACAGUCAUCAAUCCUCCGAGUUCAUCUGAGUCCGAUCAUGUACAGUAUCGGUUGGAUACAUAUACAGGUAUAAAGGCGAAAGAGUACACCCAGGAGGGCUUCUACGAUCCUAACAUGUUUGCAGCAGUGUCAUUUGAUUCUGGUUCUCAAGAGGACGUGUACCAACCCACGGGCACCCUUAUACUCAUAGGCAAAGUUGAUAACCAUACCGCAGCCCAUUCCACACCCAAACCUCUGGCUACCGUCGUUCCCAUAGACCACUACUGCCUCCAACAUUCUCCAACACGCUUCUCAUUUUCGGAGUGCAAGAAUCUCAAGAGGCGAGACUUUUACAUAUCCAUCUUUGGAUACUUUCAAGGCCAGAAGCUCGGUCCACUCUUCGGGGUAUUGAUCAGCCAUCUGUAUAACUUCGAGAAAUCUCACGGUUUUGAGUGUUGGGCGGGCUCGGGCCGGGCUCAAAGCCCUGGGCUUGGGCCGGGUACAGGUAGGCUUGGGCUUCGUAGGAUGGAGGCCCAAGCCCUCGAUUAA